UGCUCCUCCACUUUACCGUGCAGCUUGGUGGACCCCGUGAAACCACGCCUGCUACUACAAGCAUGCGAUCCUCUGCAGUGUAGAGAGAAGCACCGCCGUUUGCUGUGUGGGACUGGAGGACAGAUUUCUUAAAUGGCUGAGGAGGUUUUAAUUCCGUCGUCGGGGAGAAUCACAUCGCAGCUGACCAGCUCUCUGUUGGCAGUGGCAUUCCUGACGUCUUUUGGGAGCUCCAUGCUUUAUGGCUACAACCUGGCAGUGGUCAACUCCCCUGCUGUGUACAUAAAGGACUUCUACAACAAGACAGCCCUGAGUCGUAAUGGGACUGGCCUCAGCGGGGAGACCCUCACCCUCAUGUAUUCUCUCACUGUGUCUGUCUUCGCUAUUGGAGGUCUUCUGGGCUCUGUCGUCGUGGGCAUGCUGGUCUCUCGCUUUGGCAGGAAAGGCACAGUGGUAAACACCGCAGUGCUGGUUAUUGCCAGCACCCUGAUGGGCUUCAGCAGGAUUUGUGGUUCACCUGAGAUGGUCAUCGUUGGUCGCUUCAUCACAGGAAUUCAUUCAGGCAUCUCUCUAAGUGUGGUCCCAAUGUACCUGGGUGAGAUAGCACCAAAGAACCUGCGAGGCUUCCUUGGACUUGUGCCGAGUAUCUUUAUUGGCACCGGUGUCUUCACCGCACAAAUCCUCGGCCUACAUGAGCUUCUGGGAAAGGAGGAGUACUGGCCCCUGUUCCUUUCGGUGGUGGUGGUACCCACCUUCAUCCAGUUCAUGCUGUUGCCAUGGUUCCCAGAAAGCCCAAGGUACCUGCUGAUGGAGAAGCAGAACGUUCAUGCCACCAUCACAGCCUUGAAGUGGUACAGAGCUAAGUGCAACAUCCAGGCUGAGAUCGAAGAGAUGCAGGAGGAGCAGCGCUCAUUGUCGUCAGUGGAGACGCUGUCCGUUUGGAAACUGUUGCAGGACAAAACGGUCCGCUGGCAGGUGCUCACUGUGGUGGUCAUUAACAUCGGCAUGCAGCUGUCUGGCAUCGAUGCUAUCUGGUUCUAUACCAAUGACAUCUUUGAGAAUGCAGGUAUCCCAGCACCAGAGAUCCCGUAUACCACAGCCGGAACUGGAAUUAUAGAAAUCAUCGCAGGACUCAUUGGGUGUUUCUCCAUAGAGAGGCUGGGCAGGAGGCCUCUAAUGAUCGGGGGGUUCGCCAUGAUGGGCAUCUGCAGCGCUGGAAUUACAGUAACCCUCAUUUUACAGGUGCACUUACCUUUCAUGCGCUACAUCAGUGUCUGCUGUGUGGUGGGCAUCAUCGCUGGCUUCUGUAUCGGCCCAGCUGGGGUUCCCUUCCUGAUCACAGCGGAGCUGUUCAAACAGUCUCACCGGCCGGCAGCCUACAUCGUAGGAGGAUCCCUGAACUGGCUGUCUAACUUCACUGUGGGAUUCGUCUUCCCCUUCUUACAAAUGUCAGCGGGGUCCUACUGCUACUUGGUGUUUGGCACUAUUUGCAUUUCUGUGGCCAUCUAUGUCUACAUUGUGAUCCCGGAGACCAAAAACAAGACCUUCAUGGAGAUAAGCCGCAUGUUCUCUAACAAGGAGGGAGUUCUUGAGACCCAGGGCCUGGUCCACGUCGACCAGCUGAAACUGAAGAAGAUGAAAGGCUACGGUGGUGUGGAAAAGGCUUCACUGGAGUUCGACAGCUCUUCAUCCGUCCCUUAACUGAGUUUCGGGUUUUGGCUGCGACGCAACAUCUUUGGCUACUUCCUCUUUGCAAUUCCAGUGUUUUUGAUAUGUAUAUAUAAGCCAAUCUAACCUGCUCUCAUUUACCUCUUUUCCACCAAAGCCCUUCAAAGCCGGUGUCCAAUUGCAAACCACUUGUUUGUGUUUUCACUGCAGCGGCACCAAAAAAUGAUUUGCAAUGCAAUGAACUGCUGGUCUGGAACCGAGAACCACACACAUAAGAGGGUUACGUUGGAGGCUGAGGCAGAUUAACACAAGUAAUACCAGUUAAUGCCGAGGACGACCAAUAGUAACAUUUUUACAAGCAAUAGAGCAGAGAAUGCAAAGUGACUAAAAAGCUAUCAUUGACUGUUUUAAAGACGCUUUUCUGUUGUGUUUUUAUACUGUGUAUCAGGGGUAAUCAAUACAUGCCGCACUGAGAGUAACACACAAUCAUUCAAAUAUUUAUGGUGAAUUAUGAAUACGCUGUAGAACUAGAGCAAACUUAUUUUAGCGGAAAAGGGGUGAUUGAGCUCUCGUUGGAUGUCAAGUACUGUAUAUUCAGUAUUUGCAACUUCUUAUCAAUAUAAUGUUUUAAUCUGUUGAACCAUUAUUUCUAGUUCAGCCAUUCUUCCGAUCAGCACUGAACACUUAUAGACUGUUUCUGAGGAAAUCCAGUUGCAGAGUGUGUACUGAAGCCUCUGGGACUAAGUUACCCAAUCACGCAGAUUGUGUUGAAUGCUGAAAUCAGUAAUGUGAUGAGAUGUAGGUGUUGUUAUUCUCCAGAUAUAUCAGGGCUGACAAAGGGCUGUGGAGGCAGCAUCCUCUGUGGAUCUGUUGGCUUUGAUUCAUAGCAGUGAGGGUCCAGGCUGUUGGGAGCUUGUCUUUGAUUCUAAAGCAGUGGUUCCCAACCUUCUUGGUCUCGUGGACCCUUUGAGCUGGUCGCCAUUCUAUGAGAACCCACUCACUUAUCUGUGAUGAUUCACCUGCAUUUUCUCUUGUAAUCAUAUUCAACUCAACUUUUCCUUCAAUGAAAAUCACUGGCAUAAGUCACCCUGAAUACAAAUGCAUUUCAACUUGACAUUUACAAUUAUUGUCAAUGAAAAAAAACCAUCAAGAUUCUCUUCCGAAUCAGAAGUACUUUAUUUAUCCCAGGCUGGGACAUUUUUGCGUUGCAGCAGCGAAAUACAAAGAGAAGCAAAACAAAUACAAAUAAUUAGAACUAAAAAAUAAAGUAAAAAUGAAUAAAAAUCCAGCAGUUUCCACAUCUGUUGUUAAGACAGGAACUUUUAAUGGGACACUUGAGCUUGCCUGUUGUUCAUAAGCUUUGACAGUUCUGGGGGCAGAAAUAUAUUGCAAUCCUUAAUCUUUUAUGUACCCCCUGCAAUCCCCUCAAGUUCCCCUAGGGGUCCCUGUACCCCCUGUUAGGAACCACUGCUUUAGUGGUCACUGAUGUGUGAUGUCACUGAUUAUGUUUAUUCCUCCAGAUAAAUGAUGUUCUCCUGGUUGGCAGCAGUCCUUGACACAAUCCAGUCGGUGCACUGAGACAGCUGUAGCUUCAUCUGUCCACACUUCAACUGUUCUCUCUGAUAGUGUGACCCUUUAAAACAGCUUGCAGUAAGCAGGCAGCAGAAGCAGUGAGACCCGAUCUGAUCCAAGGUGGGGUAAAUCAGUUCACAACUGUUAAAGGUAUGGACACGCUGCAGAAAUAAGACCAAGUUCUAAUAAACCAGAAUUGGUCUCUAAUAAGCUACCUGAACAUGCUUUCCUCAGGAGUGGAAGUCGUUCUAAAAAGAAAACCAUAGUUCCUCUCAACUUGUCUCUGAUUUGUGUAGUUCUGGUCUUUGGUUUUAUAAGUGAUUAUAAGUUUAUGUCUUGAAUGGCACUUUUGUAAAAAAUGGCUUGUUAGUUUAGCUCGGAUUAGAAAUAAUUGUUGCUGCAAACUGCAAGCAUCCACAUAACUGUAUCCAUUGUUGCAAUGCUAUUGCAUUUAAGUGUCCCACAUGUCAGCAAAGUAACAUCACCGGAGCCGCUGAAUUAACUACAGAGCUUACAGAGACGGACCUCCAUAUUGUUUUAAAUCUUAUGUAUAUGGCAGUAAUAUUUAUGCAUGUUUAACUAUGUCAUCUGGUUUUAACGCUAAAGUUAGUUCAUAUUUUUUGUUGUCAUUUUUCAGAUGAUCAGGGUAACCUGUGUUGUCUGGGCUGUACUCUAAAAUCCGCUGAAACGUGUUUUGUAAAAACAGCAAACAUUUGUUUUGAAACCUUGUCUUUUGAAAUGAACAUUAUUGUAAUAUGUUUGAAAUAUUGGUAUUGGCAGUUUUCUAUCACGUCAGUAUCACCACUGUCAUACACUUUCCAAAAUGUAAUCAUUGCUGAAAAUAACUUUGGAGUGGGGAAAUGGAGGCUUCGAAGGUCAAAAUGAAGACUGCAGCAUACACGUCACCCUUUAAAGUCCUCACAAAGAAAAAAGGACCCCAAAGUUUUUUGAAUAUAGGCCUCUACCAAGCGGUUCAGAUGACGUAAAAGUGCAUUUCUAAGAAUCUGCACAGAUUUGUAUGCAUUAAACUGAAAGAAAAUAUAUUUCUUUGCAUACAUGACUGGUUACAGUCUUCUGUCUAUGAACAUGACUAUGUAUACAACCUAAAAAUUGAACAUAGGUUCAAAACGGUCAUGAAAAAUCUGAAUGUAUCACCUUACCAUCACUUCUUUAACCACAAGUGACAUUUCAACUGUUCGGUCAGGCAUGAUUUUUAGACAGUCAAAAAAAAAUACUUCUGAAGUGAUUUCAUCAAAGAUAGUGAUAUAACAUCAAACAUGUCAAACUAAAAACAAUAAAUGCUCAGAGGUUUGUUCAUUUUUGAGCAAAAAGUACAUUUGAAUUACUUAAGCUUAGCUUCGCUAUGUUUACCAUAAAGCUUCAAAUCAACAUGUUUUUAAAAAUGACAAGACCCUUUUUAUUACAAAGGUUAUCAAGUUCAAAUAAAAAGGGUUGUCAAGGGUCAAGUUACACAAUUAUGAUGGGGGGGAUACGACUGCAUGUCUAACUGUUUAAGUAAUAAUGUAAUAAGUAAUAUAUACUGUAUUACAUUUUGGAAGUAACUUGCCCAACACUUCCUGCUGCACCUCAGCACUUUUCCCCAACCAGGCCUCCAGCUCCCCCCACUGAUCAGUUACUCCCACCUCAUCAGCUCACCUGUGCUCCCAGCUGCAACUCAUCUGCAUUCCAGCCAGUAUUGAAGCCUGUCAUGUUCUCAUACGCACUGCCAGAUUGUGAUUCAGCUCUCAUG
Molecule: messenger RNA, 4987 nt
Organism: Eleginops maclovinus (Patagonian blennie)
Lineage: Eukaryota; Metazoa; Chordata; Actinopteri; Perciformes; Eleginopidae
Gene: slc2a15a
Product: solute carrier family 2 member 15a
Biological process (GO): monosaccharide transmembrane transport
Cellular component (GO): plasma membrane
Molecular function (GO): hexose transmembrane transporter activity
Source: RefSeq, a predicted model, not a curated record